UCUGCUGCUCCGCCCGGCACGCGGCCGUCAACAGCGGCCAGUACGACUACGCGGCCUGGAUGCCCAACACGCCGGGCACGCUGCAGCGGCCGCCGCCGGCCAGCGAGGACGAGGCCACCGAGGAGCUGCUGGUGGCCACCCUGCCGUCCCCCGAGGCCACCGGGGCCCUGCUGGCCCUGCUGAGCGUGGUCAGCUACGAGGGGGGCGAGCCGCAUCCCCUGGGCUCCCGUUCCCAGGACCUGCUGGCGGGGGCGGCCCCCGGGCGCCUGCUGGCCGCGUUCCGGGCGCGCCUGGCGGCCGUCGGGGAGCGGAUCCGCGCCCGGAACGCGGCGCUGGCCCUGCCCUACCCCUACCUGGAGCCCGGCUGCGUGCAGGAGAGCAUCUCCAUCUGAUGUCACCUGUCACCUGUGUCACCUGUGUCACCUGGAGCCCGGCUGCGUGCAGGAGAGCAUCUCCAUCUGACGUCACCUGUGUCACCUGUC
Messenger RNA from Pyrgilauda ruficollis (rufous-necked snowfinch), 482 nucleotides. Its product is annotated as polyunsaturated fatty acid lipoxygenase ALOX15B-like. Gene Ontology annotation, molecular function: metal ion binding; oxidoreductase activity, acting on single donors with incorporation of molecular oxygen, incorporation of two atoms of oxygen. The transcript has 3 exons. The coding region runs from base 60 to 392 and encodes 110 amino acids. NCBI's taxonomy places the organism in Eukaryota, Metazoa, Chordata, Aves, Passeriformes, Passeridae. The record is from RefSeq and is a predicted model, not a curated record.